CUGCCCAUCCUGUGCGUCUGAUGCUGUCGCCUCUUCUGCCUUGAUCGGGUGACAUUGCUCACCAGCCUUCUGGACCGGCUUGACCACCACUGAGCUUCUUGCUGUACAACGCUGUGCAAUCCUCACCCUCAGAUGCUGCUGCUGUCGCUGUAUAAUCAUAAGCUAAUCUAAUUAACCCCUGCCCCACCGGCUUUUCCCAUUUUGUACUAUAAUACUUUAUACUAACAAUGUUUGUUAUCUGGUGUCGACCAGAGGAGGAUGAGCCUUCUGAGUCUCGGUUCCUCUCAAGGUUUCUUCCUCUUUUAAGGAGUUUUAUCUUGCCACUGUCGUGCUCAUGGGGGCUUGGACCUGGAUUUCUCUUUUUCGUUCUGUAAUAUUGAUUGUUCUAUAAAGCAGCUUUGUGACAACACCUGUUGUAAAAAAAAGUGCUAUGUAAAUAAACUUUGCUUGCUUGCUUGCAUGAUUUAGUCUGAUUUUAAACCUACAAGGUGUUCCAUCAAGGUAAAUGGGUCUGCUAGAGUGAACAUACGUGGAUACAGUACUUAAAACUCCAGCUCUACUAACAUCUCCAACUCUACUAACAUGCUACCACCACAUCAGGGUCACUACAGUACUGAGAAUGAUGCAUGAUCCAUUGUCCUAUGAGAGUCCUGACCAUUGAUGAGUGGGGUAACUAACGACUAACAGAUUAUGCAGAGAAAUCAACAGACUACAGUUUGCAAUUGUAAAACUACAACAUCCACCUGUACAGCUAAUGGAGCUGAUAAAAAGGAUGAGAGUGUAUAGACAAGGGCAAGCUGACCUUGCACUACUCAACAGAUGGCACUUUGUGAUCCGCAGAACUCUUGACAGUGCUCUCCAACAGCAUUAAGCUGGUUGAUUUGAGGAAUAUGAUCUUACAGUCAAUGCAAACAGCAGUGUGAGACAGGAAAAGGAGAAGAGAGGAGAGCAUGGCUCCUGUGGUUUAUUUAUUUUUUCUUUUCUGUGGCCUGAUGCCUUUGGCGUUAUGUGUGCCUUCUAUUGGAUCUCAGCCUGAGCAGGUGCACAUAUCUUAUCCGGGUGUAAGAGGUUCAAUGGUGAUCACCUGGACAACGUUCAACGAGACAGACAGUAUGGUGGAGUACAAUCUAUGGGGCGGAAAGCUUUUUACUCAGACCGCUAAGGGAAACUCUGCUGUGUUUGUUGAUGAAGGGCCAGAGAUGAGGAAAAUGUACAUUCACAGAGUCACCCUGUCAGACCUGAGAUCUGGGGCUACAUAUGUCUAUCACUGUGGCAGUGAGGCCGGCUGGAGUGAUCUUUUCUUCUUUACUGCUCUAAAUGAGAGCACAAGUUUUAGCCCAAAAUUUGCUUUGUUUGGCGAUAUGGGCAAUGAGAACCCCCAGUCACUUGCCCGACUGCAGAAAGAGACCCAGGCUGGGAUGUAUGACGUUAUCCUGCACAUUGGGGACUUUGCGUACGAUAUGCAUGAGGACAAUGGCAGAAUUGGGGAUGAGUUCAUGAAACAGAUUGAAUCUAUUGCUGCCUAUGUGCCUUAUAUGACCUGCCCUGGUAAUCAUGAGUGGGCCUACAACUUCUCACACUACAGGAGCCGCUUCACCAUGCCAGGACAGACAGAGAAUCUGUGGUACAGCUGGAACAUAGGGUCAGCACACGUCAUCUCCUUCUCUACUGAGGUCUACUUCUACCUUGAUUAUGGCUUGGAUCUCCUCUUCAAACAGUACAAGUGGCUAAAGAGUGACCUGGAGGAAGCAAACAAACCAGAGAACAGAGCAGUACGACCCUGGAUCAUCACCAUGGCACACAGACCCAUGUACUGUUCUGAUGAUGAUAAUGAUGACUGCACAAAGUUUGAGAGUUAUGUACGACUUGGCCGCAAUGACACAAAGCCACCAGCACCAGGCCUGGAGGACCUGUUCUAUCAGCACGGUGUAGAUCUGGAGCUUUGGGCACAUGAGCAUACAUAUGAAAGGCUUUGGCCUGUGUAUGGUUAUAAGGUGUAUAAUGGGAGUACUGAUGAGCCAUAUGUGAACCCCAAAGCACCUGUACAUAUAAUCACCGGCUCAGCUGGGUGUCGAGAAAAGCAUGAUGGCUUUAUCCCCAAGCCUCGGGACUGGAGUGCCUUCAGAUCCACUGAUUAUGGUUACACACGUAUGCACUUGAUCAACUCGACACACAUCUACCUGGAACAGGUGUCAGAUGAUCAGUCUGGCAAAGUAAUAGACAGCUUCACGUUGGUGAAGGAUGUUCAUGGGCCAGAGGCUUGGCUUUGAAGACUCCAUGGUUCUGGGAAUGUCUCCUCAACCAUCACACUUUUUCUCAGGGUAUUGCACUUUCAAAGCUCAUCUCAGGUGAGCUGCGCAUUAAGCUUUAAUUAAUCAUACGAACAAGCAAAUACUUUGUGUUUUAUGAAAAUCAAAUAGAACCUGUUGAGGUGCAGAAAAAGGGGAAAAGUCAAGAAUAACCUCAGAAAAACUAAGCAUGGCAGUCACUCAGCAACAGCUAAUCGCUACACACGCCACAAAACAUCUUCGAUUUCAGCUUUCACUGUGACACUAGUCACUCAACUUUGUGUUCUCAGAUAUUCUUUGAACGGGUAUAAUUUUAGCAUAAGUUUGCUGGAUCCAAUCCUGUGCUGUGAUGUGUGGUACGUUUGGUCUGCUAACGUAGCUCUCAUUAGCGUAGCCAAAAGUCUACAGUCCCAAAAACCACAGAAGUUUUGAUUCUGGCUUUCUGUCAUUCCAGCACCAGUCACUCAAUUUUUACUCUCAAACAUUAUUUUUGUCAUACUAAACUUGUUUUAGCAGAGCAGCAGUUUGUCAGAAUCAAGCCUGUACUGUGGUGUGUGGUACAGUCAUGGUCUGUAGUCACUAAGUUAGCAUUAUGUUAGCCUGUUUGGCUACAGAUCCAAACACCAGGUUUAAUUUUGAGCAGGUUUAAUUUUGCUUUUCUGUCCCUUCAACACCAGUUGCUCAACAGUUGCUUGACUUUACUCCCUCAGAUUUGAACUUCAUCAUCAUCUGAACUUGUGUCCAUGCUUUCGUUCAGACAUGUUGUUUGGUGGUUAAGCUACUGCUUAUCAGUUCCUCUCUCCUAGUUAGCAGCAGUAUUUAAGAUUUAUCAAUUGUUAGAUAGAUGGCUUGAAAUUUGUUGGAAUAAUUAUUGCCAAACAUAAUUCUCAGUUAUUUGGGACCUUGUGAGUGAACUAAAGUUUUUAAUUAUUUUCAGUUUUGAAAUGCUUGCUUUUACUGCCUCCCACCUCCGUCCUUAGUAAUACUGUGUACUGCCCUCCACCCUCAGUAAUGCUUUAUACCACAAUAAUGUUUGGAGGUGUACUUUUUGUUGAAAAUGGGCACUUCCUAAAACACAAGGGCCUUCAGCAGAGUCAGGAUAUUGUUUGUUUUAAGUAAAAAAAUGUAAAUGUAAAUAAGUCAUACAAAGUAUAAUAAGAUGAAAAUCCUUUUUAAACAUUAGUAACUUGAGCUUCUCUUUUUGCAUUUUUAUGUAUUUUUUUUAUUGUAAUAAUUUUAAUGUAUAACAAAUUGUAAAUGGUUACACUCAACAGGGAAACUAUGUACUGUAUGCAAUCUGUAUGAUCUCUGAAACUCUUCAGAUCUUUUGAACACGCUACUUUUAACUUUCAACUAUGGAAGUGCAAUAAAUCCUCCUUUUUCAGUGUCUAUGCAAA
Molecule: messenger RNA, 3685 nt
Organism: Pygocentrus nattereri (red-bellied piranha)
Lineage: Eukaryota; Metazoa; Chordata; Actinopteri; Characiformes; Serrasalmidae
Gene: acp7
Product: acid phosphatase 7, tartrate resistant (putative)
Exons: 15
Coding region: 951-2270 (439 amino acids)
Molecular function (GO): metal ion binding; acid phosphatase activity
Source: RefSeq, a predicted model, not a curated record